Molecule: messenger RNA, 261 nt
Organism: Halteromyces radiatus
Lineage: Eukaryota; Fungi; Mucoromycota; Mucoromycetes; Mucorales; Cunninghamellaceae
Exons: 1
Coding region: 7-177 (56 amino acids)
Source: RefSeq, a predicted model, not a curated record
AUUUCAAUGGUUUUUGCUAUUGAACUCCUCUUCUUUUGUUUUCAAUAUCUUGUAUCAGCUCCCUCUUUUUCAUCUCUCUUUUCAUAUUCAUCCUCCCAUUUUCUUUAUUCUUAUUUAUUCUCUAAACUCAUCUACAAUAUUAUUAUUAUGAAUAUCUCUUUGAGUAAGCUGUGCUAGAUAGCUACAUCUGGAUUCAACUGAGUGGAUAAUAUAUAUUAGAGGAGAUAAAUUAACCAACUUGCGAGUUGACAAGACUGAAAC